Messenger RNA from Callorhinchus milii (elephant shark), 1260 nucleotides. RefSeq names its product ADP-ribosylation factor-like protein 9. The coding region runs from base 254 to 910 and encodes 218 amino acids. Lineage: Eukaryota; Metazoa; Chordata; Chondrichthyes; Chimaeriformes; Callorhinchidae. The transcript is spliced from 4 exons. Gene Ontology annotation, molecular function: GTPase activity; GTP binding. The record is from RefSeq and is a predicted model, not a curated record.
GUGUUUCCCUCUCUCUCUCUCUCUCUUGUUGUCUGUGUGUGUUGGUUGGCAGAUGGGCCUAUUGCAGAGCCAGUGUCUGAGCGGGUGAGAAAGAGAGAGAGAGAGAGACUUGUUGGGUUGACAAAAGUGGACGUGUGGGGAGGGGGAGGAGGAGGAGGAAAGGCAACACCGAUGCCUCCCUGUUGUUGCCGGGGCUGAACCCGACCACUUUCCCCCCCACUUCCACUCCCUCUCUCUCCCUCCCCCCCCCAUCAUGUCUCGUCUGCGGCAGUUGGGGUUGGCGAUGGGAGCGGCGGUCGCUGUCCUGGGGAGCGCUCUGUUCAUCUCCUGGAAAUACUUCCACCGCAAAAGGCGCUGCUCAGAAGAGGAGUACGAGGUCAUUAAGGAGACAGAUGCAAGAGAUAAGCAGAUUCUUGUUCUGGGAUUAGAUGGUGCUGGGAAAACCAGUAUUCUGAACUGUUUGGCAACCAGCAAAGUGAAACGUAGCACAGCACCCACCCAAGGCUUUAACGCAAUGUGUAUACACACAGGAGACUGCAAACUGGACUUCCUGGAAAUUGGUGGCAGCUACAACUUGCGAUCAUACUGGAAUCUGUACCUAAGUAGAGCUCAGUUGCUGGUGUAUGUGGUAGAUGCUGCAGACCAUGAACGUUUGCCUCUGGCUAAGCAGGAGCUACAUAAGCUGCUGAAAGAAGAUCCACAGCUUCCACUGGUGCUUUUGGCAAAUAAACAGGAUGUUGACGGGGCUCUUAAUAUUUCUGAACUUCACAGAAAUCUUUCACUCCAUAAUGUGAAUUAUGAAAGAAAGCUUUUCCUCAUGGCUACUAACGUCACUCAAGAUGGAACAGAUGUCCCAAAAAGUAUCUAUGAUGCCAAGCAAGUUAUCACUCAACUUGUCAUGCCAAAAUGAGCAAACACUUCCACAUUUAUGGAGAGGUGAUAAUUGCACAGCAUAAUUCAUCAUUGUCCUUUCAUAGUUUACCAAUAGGUCAGACCAGGAGGUGAAAAAUAAUAAUUUACUUUUGCCAGAAAUUAGAUAUCGAUAAUAAUGCUUCCAUUUGAUAUAGAAGCUUAACACAUUUUCGAGACGUCUCAAAAUGAUUCACAGAAUAGUAAAGUACAGAACAGUACUUUACUAGUACACAGAACAGUAAAAUGAAUUGACUUUUUUUGUGGACGAAACGCAGCAGCAUUUAAGAUUAGAAAAAUACAUAAAACUAACACUAAUUGUCAUUCAAUUUAAAACUACACCAUAUAAAA